Molecule: messenger RNA, 4968 nt
Organism: Lichtheimia ornata
Lineage: Eukaryota; Fungi; Mucoromycota; Mucoromycetes; Mucorales; Lichtheimiaceae
Exons: 2
Coding region: 1-4968 (1655 amino acids)
Molecular function (GO): zinc ion binding; catalytic activity; nucleic acid binding
Source: RefSeq, a predicted model, not a curated record
AUGGCUCUUUCCGCUAAAGAUUCAAACCCCACUCAAACUGGGACCCGUAUGGAUAAUACGCCUACUGGGACCACUCCACCAACACAAACAACAUCACACUCAUCUCCUAUGGCUAUAUGGCAAAGCUUUACUCACCAUCGUCGUAACCUUCAAGUCCAAAAAACGACCGUAUAUGAGGAUAAACAAGCAAAAAGCGAGGCUCAACACCGUCGUCAUGAAUUUACCUUUGUUCGAUCCAACGAAGAGAAUAGUGCCGCUUUCGAUCUUGCAGGCAUUAAUGAUGUGUCACCCGAAGACUUCUUUGGGGCUCUUGUUCAUCAACAUCCCAAUGCUAUAGGAUGGGUGCCUAGCAAGCACUCUGCCUCUUGUGUCAUCGUCUCCUUCGAGGAUUCAUCGUCUCGUGAUGCAGCUGUGCAUGCAGGGGUAUCAGUCAAGAAUCUAAUGGUUCCUGGUGUUCCCACCGUGGGAUUGGAAAACUCAGUGUAUCAAGUUGCUUUAGAUGGUCUCCCUCUUAUGAAUCGUGAGGUUUUAGCAACAGCCCUACGUGAGACCAUGGGUCGUUAUGGUCACAUUUUGGAUAUCAAGCUUUGUACCGACAAAUUCCAUUUGCUCACGGGUCGUGGCUCAGUGCUUUUGGAUAUCUCCGCUGAAGGUGGAGAAGAUGCUUAUCUUGCUUUGGAACAUGAGGUUCAUUUGGAAGUUAAGGGCACCAAACGUAUCAUUUUGGCCCGCUGGAGAGGCAUGGCCAUUCAUUGCAAUUACUGCAAGAAAGAGGGGCAUAAGAUUGCCGAUUGCCAAAAAUUAAAGGAGCGCAAAGAACGCAUGAAUGUUCGCAAGCUUUGUUUCAUUUGUCAAUCCCCCGAUCAUUUGAAAGCCGAUUGCCCACGCAGUCAGCAACCUUCGUUAGGUGCAAAACGUCCUCGUAUGGCUGAUGCGUUUGAGAAUAUCCAUGUUUCCGAUACCAACACAAAGGAAAAGCAACCAACACAGGCCCCUUUUGAAAAGGUAUCGAAGCAACCUCCUGAAACACCUUCUGAUGCUGCACCUAAACGACACAUGGCCUCCCAAAAUCAUCGACCAGGAGAUACUGCUGAGGAUCCUUGCAUACUAUCUGAUUCUGAUGAAUCAAUUACAGAAGCAGAAAAGGUGAUUAACAUCCAUACGGUGAAACGAGAACCUGAAGAUGUUGCCAUGGAGACUGAUCGAGGGGGCUCAGACACUGCGCUGUCGAAUCACAAUGAUCGACAGUUUGGACGAAUACUACGCAACUUAAAAUAUGACAUACUCGCUUUACAAGAAACCCAUAUUGAUUCGGACGACUUGGGUGACAUUACACAAACCAUCCUUCAGGCCCACUCUUCAGCAUGGACUCCAUAUUGUGGGGUCAUAAGUCUCAACCCUGCCUUUACUAUUCACAUGAUCACAAAAGCCCUCGAGGGACGUUUAUUAUGCGUGAAGGUAUCACAUUGCCAACAACUAUGUGAUGACCUUUUAUUAUACAUCAUCUAUGCACCUGCCACGGCUUUGGAUCGACCAAGGUUUUAUCAACAACUAUAUGAUUUUAUGCACACACAACCUACACAACGCAGCAUCCUUUUAGGGGACUUCAACUACAACAUUCACCUACGAGCACCUAACACCUUCCCAAUCACAUGGUCCAAUUGGCUCACCUCCAUGUGGCAUGACCCAUUUCACAAUGAUGAACAAACACGAGGCGCUGCUACCUUUCAUCGUGGCAACACCACCAUCGACUUUAUCCUUUGCUCCAAUGAUCUGGAGACUAAGAUUCACCAUCCCACAAUUUCUUAUGUAUCGCAUACUGAUCACAACGCCCUUGCCAUCACCAUGACUACAGGUAUACCUAUGACUGGACCUGGUAUAUGGCGCCUGAAUCCACAACUCUUGCGCAAUGACUAUGUGAGAGAGGAAAUACAAACAUGGUUGGAUGUUGCUACCUUGCAUUUACCGGAUACCACACCCUGUCAUCAAUGGGAUUGGUUGAAGAGCCAUUUGAAAGCCUUUUGCCAGGUGCUCUCACGAAAAGUGGCAUCACACCGAAACCGGCAGCUUCAAUAUUUACAACGUGAAUACCGCCAAUGUUUACAUGCCAAUGCUCUCUAUGAAUCCAUCAGCACUCAAACACGCCUUCAGCAAAUACGUGCAUCCAUGGAUCAAAUACAAGAAGCCGAUGCUGAUAUCCUAGCAUUGCGAGCUGGUAAUCGAUGGCGUGAAAAAGGUGAACGAUCCAAUGCAUACUUUUUUAACUGCCUCAAAGAACGCCAGACCAAGCAAUACAUACAUGCAUUGAGCAACGAUGAUGGGACUUUAUGUACAUCACCUGGUGACAUGGCCCAAUGUGCCCACGAUUUUUAUAGUCGACUUUAUCAAGCCGAAGACAUUGAUCAAGAGUCUCUGCAUGAGACUCUAUCAGCCAUCCCACCUGAAAGCUGCUUGGAUGAUCACGAUCGAGCUUGCCUUAUGGAACCGUGGACUGAUGAGGAGAUCACUAAAGGUCUCACACGAAGCCCCUAUAAUAGCAGCCCUGGUGUUGACGGCUUCCCAUAUGAGUUGUUGCGGUUUAUUUAUACACACGAUCGUACAAGCUCGCUCAUGAAACAGGUGUUCAAGGAUGCCCUUUGUAUGCAACGGACACCUGAGUCCUGGCGAAAAUCCGUUGUGGUAUUGUUACCGAAAAAGGGCGAUCGUACAUCAUUGCGAAAUUGGCGCCCUAUUUCGCUCAUAUGUACCGAUGCCAAAGUGUUUACACGCAUGCUCACUGCAAGAGUGGCCUCUCUCAUGGAUAAGAUGAUUAAUCGCUACCAAACCGGUUUCCUUCAUGACCGAUUUAUUGGUGAUAACGGAUUAUUGGCAAGGUUGACAAUGUCUCUAGCACAACAAUACAAGAUUCCAGGAGCCGCCUUACUUUUGGACCAAGAAAAGGCGUAUGAUAGAGUGCAUCCACAAUACUUGCAAGCGGUUCUACACAAGUUUGGUUUCCCCGCACCUUGCAUUGAAAGCAUAUCACAUUUGUUUUUCAAUACUCAGCUAUCGAUCAACAUCAAUGGAUACCUCUCCAAACCAUGUCACCAACAAAGAGGUUUGAGACAAGGUGAUCCCCUUUCCCCGCUCCUUUUCAAUUUAGCCCUUGAACCAUUCCUUCGUUCUCUUCUAUCAUCUUCCCAACUACGUGGCUUCGAUUUUGCUAUCCCCAAUUCUCCACUUGCCUCUUCUCAUCUUGGAUCCAUCCCUCCUACACUGAAAACACUUGCCUAUGCUGACGAUGUCCUUAUUUUCGUCUCCGAUCCUGCCGAAAUCCAACACAUUAUGACGAUCAUCGAUCACUAUUGUAAAGCCUCCAACGCGAAGCUCAAUCACCAAAAAUCCAUGGUAGUAGCACUCAAUGGCAGAGUCUCCCCCGAAUGGCGUCAAGGAUUUUCUGACCAGGGUAUUCAUCAAUGGCAUGAUCGUUCCACAGCUGACGCAGCUAUAUAUCUGGGUUUUCCCCUUACCAGCACUCGAUCUCAAUUGGAGACUUUCCUUCAGCUACAAUUAGACAAGCUACGCAAAUACGCUGAUAUCCUCUCACAACGUCGUCUCUCAAUACGAGGAAAAGCAUUAGUGGCAAAUGCUUUAUUGCUCAGCAGAAUAUGGUAUUGCCUUCGCAUCAUCCCUCUCACACAACAAUACCUUGGCUCUAUACAAUCUAUUAUUGGUCGUUUCCUUCAGGGCACCACCAUCCCAAAAGUCAGCUUUGAUAUAUGCACUCGUCCAAAGAAAGAAGGCGGCCUUGGCAUACUUCACCCCACACAUCAUUUACUCUCUCUUCAAUUACGAUGGAUCCUCCCUCUACUUUCUCAACACCAUGCUGACUCCAAAUCCCUUGCUAUCCCCUAUCUCCGAUUUUGUAUCCAAAACUUUUGUAACACCCUUUCCCCCGUUGUCCCUAUCCUCUUCCCCGAACGUCGUGUCACCCUGCUAUCCACUUUUGGCCACUUCAAGACAUUGUUUCAAGCAUGUGACAAGCUGCAACUUCAAGUCAAUUGGCAACAGGUGACACAUCACACCGUGCUUGAUUUCCCGCUUAUACGUACUUGCACAUUUGCUGGCUCUGCUGCAGAGGCACCUACCCCAACAUGGCGUUACCAUUUGGUUCGUGAUGCCUUUAUUUUGUCUACCAGAGUUUGCAUACUACGAGCUCGUAAUCCUCGAGAACGCUCACAGCAUACCUACCAUGUGGCACGCUAUCACCGAGCUACUGCACGUGAUGGUAAUUGGCGCAUCAAACCAUUCAUGAAACACCUUCUCGAUUCCCUUCCCCCUAACCCCAUUCCCCUCGACAUUCAAUCCGACUACUAUCGUCUCAUCGUGCCGACCACCAAAUCAGGCCUUGACAUUGACUCAUUCAAACGCAAAGAUUUUCGCUACAGUCUCUUGCCAGCCCUCACAGCUCUUCCAUCAUCCUAUCCACGAGAGUCAAAAGGAGCAUGGCACCGGUUUUGGAACUUGGCCAUUCCACACAAAGCAACCACAGUCCUUUGGAGAUUGAUACAGCAUCGCCUUUCCAGCCGUGAACGAUUACAUCGUAUCAUUCCUUCCACCUGUCAAACAAACGCCUGCCUUAUUUGUGAAAGCUCGCCUGACCAAACUGCUACACACAUUGAAACCGAUCAACAUUUUCUUUUUUCGUGCCCUUCGGUGAAACAAGUAUGGUCUAUUAUCGCUGCACGUUUUUUCGAUACCCCAUCCGCCCUACAAUGGGAUCAUGUGUCCACCUUGACCUUACGGCCACCAAAGACUCUUUCUCACACCAAGGUCCAUGGCAGUAUUGUCAUUGCUUGUGGCGUACUUGCUAUAUGGAACGCACAUUGGCGAUUCAUCUUCGAUAAUCAGUCCUUCAAUUCACAAGCCAUCGCCAAUACAGCCAUUCAUCAUAUUCUCCGCAUUGAACAAGAACAUCAAAUAGCUUAG